Molecule: messenger RNA, 1194 nt
Organism: Psilocybe cubensis
Lineage: Eukaryota; Fungi; Basidiomycota; Agaricomycetes; Agaricales; Agrocybaceae
Exons: 4
Coding region: 1-1194 (397 amino acids)
Source: RefSeq, a predicted model, not a curated record
AUGUCAAGGACCAACAUUAUUCUCUCAACGCCUCAUAACUACGACCUCCAAGGCCUGGCCGAAACGACCCAACAGUCUUUAAGCCUCCUCAAACCAUGGACAACGCUUCCCCCGUCUCCAUCAAACCCACUCAUUGGGGAGAUAUCUACAAAAGCAGCUAAUUAUGUAUCUGCCAUACAAAUGGGCGUAUCAGCAGCAUACAGCGGCUUCACCGUAACCGAAGAGGUACUGUUUCUAGCAAAAGUGCUCCCCGUAGACGAUCAGGAGGAUCUUAAACAAUACCUUGUCGGCAUGAUGGAUCUCGCGCGGGAAGCACGGGAAAAUGCAAACAGCGCAUUCCAAGCCUUUCGCAAUGUGCGCACCGACAUCUACGAAACGAUGUCCCAAUUGACAGAACAGCUCAAAUCUGCUGACCACCCUGGUCAUAGGGCUAGAGACGACUAUCCACAGUAUCGCAAGGAUGAUCUCGACGUUUUAGUCAAAUUCAGCGAAUACCUAUCCAAAUACGCAGAGUGGUGGGACUGGAUCAAAGUCGAGACGGACCCCUCCUCAAGCUCGAAAAAUGAACCCCUUGCUUUUCAGCUGGACAGCCUUACUGAUCCAGAAGCUGUCAAAAGGUGGACACAGCUUAGAUCGCAGUAUACUGCCUACGUUCAGAUGAUUGGAGAAUUCGAGGACUCGGAUCCACAGUUUUUCAACCGAUCUAUUUCACCAUCUCCUGAAGGCUCUGGUCAAAGUUCGACUAACAAACAUAUAAUGGACGUUUCAUCUACCCCAUCCUCAACGGCCACACUACACGCCUCAGCUUCUCAUGCGACUGGACCUCAAACUGUCAAUGGCUCAAGCACUCCCCCUCAUAAUUCUUCUAGUCACCAACCCAACAAACCUACUCCAGAAAGACCUUCAUCCGUCGAUAUUAAGCUAAAUGGCAAUAAAUCUUCGGGCCCGUCAUGGCACAUCAAAUCCGUCAAUCUUAUAUCAAAAUUCAUCAAAUCUCUCCAAAGAACAAAGUUCGGACAAAUAGCAAUCCGCUGCGUCACAAAACGUGGUUCUUACGCGGCGCAGAAUCCAAACCAAACCUCUACUGAGCCUUCGCCCAAAAAGAAGAAAAAUGAAAAGAAAGCACCCACUCCAUCUUCCUCCGUCAAUCCUUCGCCGACAAAAAACAGUACUCCCAAAACCGGCAGUGAUUGA